This is a messenger RNA of Polypterus senegalus (gray bichir), 2855 nucleotides long. It is a transcript of the gene xylt2, whose product is annotated as xylosyltransferase II. Gene Ontology annotation, cellular component: membrane. The record is from RefSeq and is a predicted model, not a curated record. Gene Ontology annotation, molecular function: protein xylosyltransferase activity. The transcript is spliced from 11 exons. NCBI's taxonomy places the organism in Eukaryota, Metazoa, Chordata, Cladistia, Polypteriformes, Polypteridae. Bases 96 to 2696 code for a protein of 866 amino acids. Gene Ontology annotation, biological process: heparan sulfate proteoglycan biosynthetic process; chondroitin sulfate proteoglycan biosynthetic process.
GGGAAUAUCUGGGCGCGGGCACGACGGCGUGCGCGUUCAUACCACACGAGGACGAGCCUCGCAGCGACGGCGCGCCUCCAGACUGGGAACUGAAAAUGGUGGCGAGUGUCAGGGUACAGAAACUGGUCCGCCGCUACAAACUGGCCAUCGCCGCCGCGUUAGCCAUCCUCCUCAUCCAAGGCUUGGUGGUAUGGAGUCUCCGGAGUCUGGAAGAAGGGGAGCAGGGCGAGGGUAAACCGGGGCGGUCAAAGCUGCCCGGUCACAAUAAAGACAUGAAGGACAUCGUCAGCUGGGAAAGGAAGAGCGGGCUCUCCAUCCGCAAGCGCAGUCGCUGGAAACCCGGGGUCCAGCAGCCGGGGGGCACCCGCGCCAGCUCCUUGGACGUGGAGCGCCUGCAGAAACGGCCCACAAACCGCUACCGAGCCAUGCAGGGGCACGGCGGGACCGCCGAGGGCAUGCCUUACGACCCCUCCAGCAGCCGCAAUUUUACCGACCUGAGGGGGGAGAGCCGCUUCCUGGGGUCUCAGCACGGCGAGACGGGGAGCGUCGAGGGGGCCCCUCAGUCCUCCAGUGACUUUGUGCCCAAGUGUAAGAUCACGGGCAAGGAUGCCCUGUCUGCCUUAAACCGGGCCAGCUCCAGGCAGUGCCGCCAGGAGAUCGCCAACAUUGUCUGCCUUCACCAAGCCGACCAGCUGAUGCCCAAGUCGGUGCCCCAGUUCUGCCAGCAGCUGGGUCUUUCUAGCCCGGUCAUCCAGUGGGACGAUGUUGACCUGGACGUCAGCUCGGUGGACAAUCCCGUGAGGGUGGCCUUUAUGUUGGUGGUCCACGGCCGCGCCAUCCGGCAGCUGAAAAGGCUCCUGAAAGCCAUCUAUCACAGAGACCACUAUUACUACAUCCACGUCGAUAAGCGCUCCAAUUACUUACACAGAGAAGUCCUGCAGAUUGCCAAGCAGUACCCCAAUAUUAAAGUGACCCCCUGGCGCAUGGUGACCAUCUGGGGUGGAGCGAGUCUGCUGAAGACUUACCUGCAGAGUAUGAAGGACCUGCUGGACAUGAAGGAGUGGAAGUGGGAUUACUUCAUCAACCUCAGCGCCACCGACUUCCCUACCAGAACAAAUGAAGAGCUUGUGGCAUUUCUGUCAAAGUACCGAGACAAGAACUACCUGAAGUCUCAUGGACGAGAAAAUGCGAGGUUCAUUAAAAAGCAGGGCCUCGACCGCCUCUUCCACGAGUGCGACUCCCACAUGUGGAGACUGGGAGAGCGGCGCAUCCCCCUGGGCCUGGACAUGUCGGGGGGCUCCGACUGGUUUGCUCUCACCAGGCUGUUUGUGGAGUAUGUGGUGGAGUCGCAGGACGAGCUGGUGAGCAGCCUGAAGCAGUUCUACACGUACGCGCUGCUGCCCGCCGAGUCCUUCUUCCACACCGUGCUGGGCAACAGUCACAUGUGUGAGACGCUGGUGGACAACAACCUGCGGGUGACCAACUGGAAUCGCAAGCUGGGCUGCAAGUGCCAGUACAAGCACAUCGUGGACUGGUGCGGCUGCUCGCCCAACGACUUUAAGCCGGCUGAUCUCGUCCGCAUUCAGCAGUUGACCAGACCCACGUUUUUCGCACGGAAGUUUGAAUCGACGGUGAACCAGGAAGCGAUUGACAUCCUCGAUUCCCACCUGUAUGGAAACUUCCCUCCCAGCACUCCGGCACUGAAGGCCUACUGGGAGAACGUCUUUGAGAAGGAGGACGGCGUGAACGCCCUGAAGGACGCGACGCUGACGGCUUACUGCUCCUUCUUCAGGCUCGGGGUACACAAAGCGCAGUCGAGACGGGACCUCCAAGACGUGUGCAGGUUUGAGCCCAUUGGCUACCCCACUGCUGUCCACCUGUACUUCUUCAGCGAUCGUUUCCAGGGUUACCUCGUUAUGCAGGAAGUUCAGAACGUGAGAACCAAUCGGCGGGAGACCUUGGAAGUCUGGGCCAUGCCAGAUGCCAACCUGAAGUUGGAGAGCAGCUUGAGGGAGUUUGAGCGACUCAGGAACUUGGAGGUUGGGACAGAAUGGGACCCCAAAGAGAGGAUUUUCCGGAACUUUGGCAGUGUCCUGGGCCCCCUGGACGAGCCAGUCGCGAUCCAGAAGUGGGCGCGGGGCCCCAAUCUGACGGCCACCAUCGUGUGGAUUGACCCCAUCCAAGUGGUGGCCACCUCGUAUGACAUCAAUGUGGAUUCCGAAGCGGAGUUCACGCAGUACAAGCCCCCGCUGCAGCGCCCCCUACGGCCUGGCACUUGGACCGUCCGCAUGCUGCGCUUUUGGGAGCCCAUCGCCGAGACGCGCUUCCUGGUGAUGCCGCUUGCAUUCAGGGGACGUCAGCCUCUGCGCAAGGAUGAGGACAGCUGGGUGCACGCCGGCCCCCCUGGGAAUGUGUACAUGGAGCAGACCUUCGAGCAGCUGAGGGGCGUUUUAAAAUUGCCCCCCAACGAUGCCCCUUGGCAGCAGGCGCAGCGCAACGCACAGCUGGUGGGAAAGCAGCUGCAGGACUGGGUGGACAGAAGCGUGGGGGCCUUCUGGUUGACUAAUGACAUGUGUGCCACCACCCCGACGUCCUGCCCCUCGCUAAGACUGUGUGCCCAGACAGAGUGGAGCUCCUUGUCGCCCGAUCCCAAAUCGGAACUGGGGGCCGUUAAGCCCAACGGCAGGAUCAGGUAGCCCGGCUCGGACCACCGCAUUUGUGACAAUGACGGGCGGUCACUUGCUGAGCCCCGCCCCCAGCAGGGGACAGCCAAGGACAGCGGGUGCGUCCCCCCCGAGGAUGGCUGGUCUCGUCGUCGUAGGGGAGGACGGAAGGCUUGGGACCCCCAGACCCCC